Molecule: messenger RNA, 1079 nt
Organism: Chelonus insularis
Lineage: Eukaryota; Metazoa; Arthropoda; Insecta; Hymenoptera; Braconidae
Product: mitochondrial GTPase 1
Exons: 1
Coding region: 39-1001 (320 amino acids)
Biological process (GO): mitochondrial translation
Cellular component (GO): mitochondrion
Molecular function (GO): GTP binding; GTPase activity
Source: RefSeq, a predicted model, not a curated record
UUUUCUGAAAAACAAAUAGCAGAAGAAAUUCAAGAAAUAUGGCGAAUGUAGGAGGUAAUGUAACAUCAAAAUUUCGCGAUAAAUUUCGAUUAGUCCAUAAAGAAUUGAUAAACUGGUUCCCUGGUCACAUGCAAAAAGGUUUAAAACAAAUGCAACAAAAAUUAAAAUCUGUAGAUUGUAUUGUAGAAGUUCAUGAUGCAAGAAUUCCAAUAUCUGGUCGUUAUGAACGAUUUAGACAUUCAGUGAGUGGACUGAAGCCUCACAUAUUUGUAUUAAAUAAAAAAGAUCUAGCUGAUCUAUCUCAAAAGCAAGAAUGGGAGAAGAGAUUACACCAUGAUGGAAUUAAAAAUAUUAUUUAUACUAAUUUUAAGGAUCAAAAGUGCAAAGGAAUGCAAUCAAUUCUACCUCUAGCUUGUAAAUUAAUUGAAGAAUCUGAACGAUACAAUAGAGUGGAAGCAUCCGACUUUUCUGUGAUGAUUAUAGGUGUUCCUAAUGUCGGUAAAUCAUCUUUAAUAAAUAGACUGAGAAAUAAAUAUCUUCAUAAGUCAAAUGCUACAGCAGUUGGACCAAUAGCAGGAGUUACUAGAUCAGUUCUUACCAAAAUAAAAAUUUCAGAAAAACCUCCAGUCUAUGUCUUAGAUACACCAGGAAUUCUUACUCCAAAUAUCAGAGACAUUGAAACAGGAUUAAAACUAGCUCUAGUUGGUUGUCUUCAAGAUCAUUUAGUAGGUCAAGAAGUAUUAGCUGAUUACCUUCUUUAUUGGCUAAAUAAAAAUCAACGUUUUGAAUAUGUGGAUAAACUAGAGUUAAAGAAACCAAAUGAUAAUAUAUUUGAAGUACUUGCGACUGUUGCUAUAAGGAUGAAAAAAAUGAAAAGAAUCAAAACUUACAACAACGAAAUUAUGGUGAGACCAGAUAUUGUUUUUGCUGCAGAACAUUUUGUGCGUUUAUUCAGAACUGGAAGUUUAGGUUUUUAUUGCUUAGACGAUGAUAUAUUAUAGUUAGCUAUUAUAAUUCAUCUGAGAAGUGGUUGUAAAUAGUUUUUAAAGUAUUUCUAAUAAAUAUUUUCGAAUGUAAAU